AUAUCUGGCCCUCCCCCCGGGCUCGAAUGUCCGUACCUGCUUGUCGAAAUCAUUUUUAUGUUUAGGUGCACUGAACCCCCUUUUCCACUCCCGCCCUCUCUUUGCUUCCUGCUUCGUCGACCCUCGGCGCAGCUUCCCGUCUAGCCUGCCCACCAACGAGCACAACGCCGGCACAGCACAGCACAUCACAACAGCACAGCUCAGCACACACAGCACAGCGCGCUGGCACAACGGAGCUCUCCCACACACCAAACUGCCCUCCUGAAACCAGAUACAUCAUCUGUUAGUCGAGGUCAGACCUCGAGACCCAGCCACCACGCAUAACGCAAAGAGAUCCGCGCAGCGAUCCACGAAGCAAAGAUGCACGCCAGGGACGCGUCAGGCCGGCAGGUUUCGCUGCUAAACGACGACUCGAGCGCGCCCGCACAUGACGUCUAUUCAAUGCCGCAGAGGUUAUCCUACACCACCGCCAGCCACGUCGUCUCCCAGCCAUUCUACCCCUCUCUGGCUAGGAGUGCCUCUUCAUCUCCCAACGCGCCGCACCUGCUCCGCUCCGACUCGUACGACUCGCAGGCCAGCAGCGAGCCGCUGUCUCCGGUGACGCCCAACGUCAUGUAUGCCGACUACGGAGCCCACACGGCCGUCUACACGCCCGAUACGCCGUACGACGACUACCUGCCCGACGCGCCGCAGGUGCAGGGUUUUAAGCGGCCCGCCGCCUUCGGGGCCGGCAGCAGGACUUCCUCGUACGAGGAUGACUCGGCCGACAGCGCCGGGGCCGCCGCCCCGACGGACAGGUCCGGGAAGCGCUACCCAUGCCGGUACCGCGACAGCCACGGCUGCGAGAAGACCUUCACAACCUCGGGCCAUGCGUCACGGCACUCAAAGAUCCACACUGCCGAGAAGGCCGUCCAGUGCACCCACCCCGGGUGCUCCAAAAAGUUCACGCGCGCCGACAACAUGAAGCAGCACCUCGAGACCCACUACAAGGACAGGAGCCGGACGUCGGCCUCGAGGCCCUCGGUCGCCGCGCGCCGCUCGAGCUCCUCGAGCAAGCACGGGUCCGGCAGCGGCGGCCACAAGCGGGUCGACAGCAACACACCCCUGCCCUCGCCCGGGAUCCCCGGAGGCGCCUGGGACAUGAGGGGGUUGAACCUGCCGCUGCUGCACCGCCCAAGCCCCAUAACCAACCCAAGCUGCGGGCUCGACGCCUUGGCCAUGGCCAUCGCUUGUCAGGAGGGCGCCUAGGUGCCUUUUGCGCCUUUUUUUUGCGUCUCUGCUUAUGUCCAUCCAUGGCUUGUUGCAAGCGGCGGUUCAGCUGAUUGGUUCCUCACCCCACCACCAUCACCACCGCCGCCCUCCUACCUCCCGUCGCAGAACGAACCAAGGCAGACACAUCUUCAUCAACCGCAAUCACAACCGCGACCACAACCGCAACUACAACCGCAACCUGCCAUAAUUUCCUAUUUCCCAAGCCAUUUUCUAUCUCACGUGCCAACAACCUGAUGAUGGCAGCACUACACAGCGGAUUUUCUACUCUACUUUCCUCUUAUUCUUCCUCUGAUUUCCACGCUACUUCACGGUACACGGCGUUCGCGCAUGGCUCUCUGAGAGGGCCAGCAGGGAAUGGAUUGGCUUUUGGGGCAAAAACGGCUCUGGUGCACGCAUACGAUACGCACUUGGGCAUAGAAUACACGAGGACACUUGGGCAAUAAGCACACAUUGGGAUGGUGCAACGGUUUUUAUUUCUGCUUUUUUUCUCUCUCUGUUGGUGGCUCACCUGGCCUCUUCUUCUCUUCUCAUGUUUCUUUUUCUUUUUCCCUUUUUUUUCUCUUCAACCUGUCGUAUAUGGGAUUUUGGCUUCCUCACAUUUCAGCAUCAUACCAAAGGAUAUACACGGCGCCUUUGACAAGUUUUAGUGGGGGUUAUACCAAAAGGAAACGGGCACAGGUUGGGUCAAGGGACAUAUACACGGCGCCUUUGAUUUUCCCACACCUCGGAAAGGGUGGAAGUUGGGGACGGCUGACGGGUUCUCUCGGAGCCGGGCACUUGCUAGGUGGGAGUGGAUUUCGCCAUCCAUAGGAUAGCUAGCUACCUAAGCAUACAUAUCACCACGAGGCGGAGCUUUUGGAAGCGGGAAUGAAAACUCAUCUGUUCCCCAUAGACCCUGGGCGAUCCAGUCUGCUGAUGCGAUAGUGAAUAAGCAUGCGCGUGUGC
Messenger RNA from Gaeumannomyces tritici R3-111a-1, 2217 nucleotides. RefSeq lists its product as hypothetical. Gene Ontology annotation, molecular function: DNA-binding transcription factor activity, RNA polymerase II-specific; RNA polymerase II cis-regulatory region sequence-specific DNA binding. Gene Ontology annotation, biological process: regulation of transcription by RNA polymerase II. The record is from RefSeq and is a predicted model, not a curated record. The transcript has a single exon. Lineage: Eukaryota; Fungi; Ascomycota; Sordariomycetes; Magnaporthales; Magnaporthaceae. Gene Ontology annotation, cellular component: PcG protein complex; transcription regulator complex. The coding region runs from base 361 to 1248 and encodes 295 amino acids.